This is a messenger RNA of Neohortaea acidophila, 1124 nucleotides long. RefSeq lists its product as uncharacterized. Gene Ontology annotation, molecular function: putrescine transmembrane transporter activity; urea transmembrane transporter activity; spermidine transmembrane transporter activity. Gene Ontology annotation, cellular component: plasma membrane. The coding region runs from base 258 to 857 and encodes 199 amino acids. The record is from RefSeq and is a predicted model, not a curated record. NCBI's taxonomy places the organism in Eukaryota, Fungi, Ascomycota, Dothideomycetes, Mycosphaerellales, Teratosphaeriaceae. The transcript is spliced from 2 exons. Gene Ontology annotation, biological process: putrescine transport; spermidine transport; urea transmembrane transport.
GUCCAGCACUGCUGGACGUACGGUCAAAUCUGGUCUCGUGGCUUCCGCCAUUGUGUCGAGUUGGACGGUCCGAUACGCUUUCAGGCACACACGUCGAGGUAUGCCGACCUUCAUGGAUAGUGGGCCGCGAAGACCCUGCAAUCCUCACCCGUUGCUUUUCGAUAUGGAGUCGCGGCGCUUUCCGGUAUGCUUCCAGGACCACAGCGCAAAUCCUUCUCUUCGCGACGCUUGCGAUCGAGCUCAAGAGAAAGGCGUACAUGCAUGGAAGUCGCUCGAGCCCGAGACGGCGCCAUCACCCAUCUCGUCUACAUCGUCCUCGGUCUGAUGACCUACAUCUUGGUGAACGCGCAGCUUCUCGCCGGCGGUUCCACCGUUGUCCAAUCCUCGACUGGAGUCUCAGACUGCCGCUGCUUGCUUUAUCUUUACAAUUGGCGUCAUCCUGUACACCAUGUCCGGCGGGGUCAAAGCUACGUUCAUUAUGGACUAUUUCCACACCUGUGUUCUCAUCAUCAUGCUCCACGUCUUCGCUUUCACGGCUUACGCCACGGGGUUCCGAGCUGAGAUCCUCAAGUAUUGUUUAUGACAGACUCAUUGCGGCCGGAGAACAGCACCCCGUCGCGGGAAACAAGGACGGCAGCUAUCUCUCAUUCAAGUCCACCCAAGGCGCUAUCUUCUUCGUCAUCAACAUCGUUGGGCAUUUCGGUACAGUCCUGUCCAAUGCCAACGAGAAACGGCAGCUAAACUUCAAGUACGUCCUCAGCUGUGCGGCCCUGUCGUGGCUAGAUUAUCGCAUCUCCGCUCAACAUCACAGGCCAUGGACACCGCAGCUCAUCUGUUGGUGGCGCCGCGUGUGGUGAAAGGCUGGAGAAGCUCUACUUGGCCCCGCCUUCAAGAUAUCUCCCUCCAAACUUUUAUUUCCACUGCUAUCGCUCAUUCGUCACAUCUCCUGCCAACCUCGAAGGCUAAAGACAAUGGCAGCGCCUCUUUUGGCAGCACUCCCUUUGGCUGUGGAGAUGAAAUGGGCCAAUUAGUCAAGUGGCUGAUGUUCGGAGCUGCUACUUCAAUCGAAACUCCUGCAUGGGAUUUGGACUUGAGAACAACUGAUUUGAAGAGAGUAUGGUGAG